Molecule: messenger RNA, 2647 nt
Organism: Epinephelus moara (kelp grouper)
Lineage: Eukaryota; Metazoa; Chordata; Actinopteri; Perciformes; Serranidae
Gene: hmox2a
Product: heme oxygenase 2a
Exons: 7
Coding region: 61-1023 (320 amino acids)
Biological process (GO): response to oxidative stress; heme catabolic process; heme oxidation
Molecular function (GO): heme oxygenase (decyclizing) activity; heme binding
Source: RefSeq, a predicted model, not a curated record
CACAUUGUGUCCUCUAACUGUUUUGCGUGGUGUUGUGAAAGCAGAGUUUUAACAAGCAAGAUGGAAACCAAGGUGACAUCUGAGCCCAGAUCCAAUGGUGUGACGAAUGGUGGUGCAAGAAUUGUUGUGGAAGACGAUGAGGAAGUGCUCAGCCCCACCGACCUGUCUGAGAUGUUAGCCGAGGGGACCAAGGAGUCCCACGACAGAGCGGAGAACUGCCAGUUCGUUAAAGAUUUCCUCCGUGGCCGCAUCAAGCGGGAGCUGUUUAAGAGAGGCACAGCAGCUCUAUACUUUGUCUACUCAGCCAUGGAGGAGGAGAUCGAAAAGAACAAAGACCAUCCUGACAUCGCCCCAAUCUAUUUCCCCGCAGAGCUGCACCGGCGUGAAGCCUUGGCACGGGACCUUGAGUACUUCUAUGGAGAGGAAUGGGAGAGCCAGAUCAGCCUCUCUGCAGGCACUAAGCCUUACGUGGACCGCAUCCACGAGGUGGGACAGAAGGACCCGGUGCUGCUGGUGGCCCACUCCUACACCCGCUACAUGGGUGACCUCUCAGGCGGACAGAUCCUCAAGAAAGUGGCCCAGAGGGCUCUGAAGCUCCCCUCGACAGGCGAGGGUCUCAACUUCUACCAGUUUGAGAGCAUCCACAGUCACAAGGGCUUCAAGCAGCUUUACCGAAGCAGGAUGAAUGAGCUGGAACUGGACGCUGAGACCAAAGAGAAGAUUGUAGAUGAGUCCAACCGGGCCUUUGGCUUUAACAUGAUGGUAUUUACAGAGCUCGAAGAGAUUGGGAAGACCAUCAAAGAAGAAUUCCAAGAUGCAGGACUUGGACACAGUCAUGCAGAGAUCAUGGAAGGAGGUGAUAUCAACAAGUGCCCCUACUAUGCAGCAAAAAUGGCUGCAAGUGGAAAUCCCGUCUACGCCUGCCAGUUAGCCAUGACACUUCUCAGACAUCCACCCUGUCAGGUGGCUUUGGCCGCCUGGGUGGCCAUCCUUGCUGGUUUCACAGCCUGGUACCUUCUGUGAGCUCUGACAUCCCCCUCACUUUGAAUCAUGUGCAAUCUGACAGUAGCAAACAAUAUAGCCGGAAGUGAACAUUUGAAAUAAUGUUACAGCUCAGGUACAGUAUUUAUUUUAUGUUUCCUAAUUUAUUACACUCUGUGGAACAUACGACUGUAUGCCUCUGACAGUGCGUUGAUGCAAUUCUAGAGCAACAAUGAAGAGUCAACAGAAACUUCAAGAUGCAUUUGCUUGGUAUGCUUUUUUUAGAGGUAAUAUGUGUACAGGGUUUAUGUCAUCGCAUAGAGACAUUUAAUGCACACUCCCCAAAUGGUUUUAAAGUGCGGGUGAAGCAAAAAAUAAAUAAGUUUUAAGUUUGUCACAACACAGAAAAAUGUGCCCACUACCCAGCCAAAUCUGACUGAUUAAAAAAAAUCACCAAGUAUAUAAAAUUAGGUUGCAAAGUUGUGAAAAAAUAUGCAGUUUACUCUGCUCUGACACUCUGGGGCAUGUCAGCUGAAGGACUUGAAAUGAUGAACCAGCCGCUGUGCAUGGAGCAGACUGUUGUUAGCAGCUAACUCAGUAGUACAGUCCCGUACAACUCCAUGCCAAAGAACGAGCAACCACGCAGUGACAGCCUUUUAUGUAGCAGCUAAUGUUAGCACAAAGCACACACCCACAGCAGUGAGCAGUAACUGCUGGGCUGGAUAGCUGAUACAGUCUGAAAGAAAAAGGGUACGAUAGUUACGUUUUUUUUUUGCUAGUGUUUAUGUGAUUGUGGCAUUUAACAGUUGUUUAUUUAUGUAUUAAUAAGAUUGAACAUGCUAAGAGAACUCGCAAAAUGUAGCAAACUCGCCACUCACACACACCCGAUGUUAAGCGCUCUAACGGUAUUUUGGAGGGGGUUAUGUAAGGGUUGGCUCCUGUGCAUCAUUGAGCCAUGAUUUCAGGCCCAGUGGAAAAAUCCUGAACACAAAAAUGGUGAAAAACAGUCUAACUCCACAAUACGGUACUUCACGGUUCCCAGUCUUUUCACAUGUUUUCAACGAAUAUCUUCUUACAUGUAUAAUGUGUUUAGAAAGAAACCUUCCGGGCCUGAAUGUAUUAAAUAAUGAAAGUGGGUCAUGUCAUGUUGAAUAUUUAUUGUUGUUGAAGAUACACUGAUGUACAACUGUUGCCUACAUUCUGUCAUGCUUGUAAUCAUGGUGGUUCAGGUGUUUCUGAUUCGGAAUAAAAAUACGGCCAGUAAAUAAUUAUAAAUCGCAUCAAGUCAUCUCUAAAAAACAUUUGCAUUCUGUGUCUUUCCACUUCUGCUCCUGUGCAUUCAGGGAACGUUAAAAGGUGAACAUAAAAGUCAGCACACUCUAAAGACAAAGCUAGAAUCAAGUUACAUUAUGGUUGCAGGGUAGCUGCAAAAUGAUUUGCGUUACCUAAUAACAUCAGUGUAAAACUGUCAAAAACUAAAUUCCAUUCUGAAAUGAAUUGUAACCAGCGGCCACUGGAGCAUUAGAGAAAUACAUUACAUCUCUGCAGCUGUACAGUGUACAUAUGAAAAUGUACAGCAGAAACACGAAGUGUAGAAAUUGUAUUUUAUGAGCAUAAGUUGGUUCCUUGAGGUGUCCGGCUGCUUGUGUAUCUGCACACUGGUUGU